This is a messenger RNA of Loa loa (African eye worm), 1962 nucleotides long. Its product is annotated as DNA polymerase I. The record is from RefSeq and is a predicted model, not a curated record. Gene Ontology annotation, biological process: double-strand break repair; DNA-templated DNA replication. Lineage: Eukaryota; Metazoa; Nematoda; Chromadorea; Rhabditida; Onchocercidae. Gene Ontology annotation, molecular function: DNA-directed DNA polymerase activity; DNA binding. Bases 1 to 1962 code for a protein of 653 amino acids. The transcript has 12 exons.
AUGAAACGUAUCAAUCGACGAUCAUCAUUUAGCCAAUCAUCAAGAUCACCAAGUUUUCAAAGUCCAUUGCAUAAAAUGUUGAAACCUGGAUCACCUUUUGUAAUAUCUGCGGAAAAAGAAAUUAAAUUUAAUGAAAGUAUUAAAAACGACAUUGAACAUUUCAACAGUAAUCAAACAAGAACUGCCGAAUUUCAAAUUAUAGAUGUUUGCGGGUCUCGUAUAGCAUGGGAACAGUUAUUGGUACGGCAAAAGUACUGGAAUCAAAUUGGUUUAGGUAUUGCUAUAUACAACAGAGAUAUAAUUGGGAUAGCUUUAUGCGCAUUAAAUGAAGAAUGUGUUUAUAUUGAUUUCAGACCAAAUCGUAUUUCUGAAAUUGAAAUUUACGAACGAAUAGAAACAUUGGAUAAUAUAUUAAGAUCUGAACAACAAAAAUACAUUUAUGAUUUAGUAUCAUUUUCACGUUCAUUACGAUAUCUUCGAGGUACAACUUAUCCACCUUCGCUAUUCAAUCAUUGCAUUUGUAUACAAACACUUUCAUACUUGGCCCAUUAUCGUGCAUCGGAUGGUAAUUCCGCUAUUUCAUUUCAGGAUUUAGUUUCACAACUUACUUCUCCGGAACGUGCUAUAAUUUUAAGAAAUGCGACAUCGCGAUUGCAAGCAGCAAUUAGCGCAUUUAUAUGCUUGCAUAUGCAUGAUGAUUUGUUAUCUGCUGCCAUUCGAUUAUCUUCGAUGAAAUCUGUGGAAUUAGAAUUACAAUCCGUUGUUUUAUUCAGUGAAAUAGAAACUAUGGGUAUAGCUUUCGAUACGAAUAAAGCUGAAAUUCUGCAUUCCAAGCUUAAACAGAAGUUGACGGACAUUGAAGCAAAAGCAUAUGAUAUCAGCGGAAUUCCAUUUAAUUUUGGUUCAGCAGCAGAAAUUUCUCAGAUACUUUUUGUACGCUUGCAAAUUCCACCACCAAAUUUAUCUACUGGUCGACAUUAUUCCACCAACAAAUUUGUCCUACAACAAUUAGCUCCAAACUAUCCCAUCAUAAAUUUAAUUUUGGAAUGGAGACGAAUUAGUACCGCUCUAACGACGUCUUUGCCAUCGCUUUUAAAAUCAUGCUGUUCUGAUGGUCGAAUUCGUACUAAUUUUAUAACAUAUAGCUGCACUGGUCGUGUUUUAACAGAAAAUCCAAACGUGCAGAAUGUGCAAAAAGAUGGAAUCAUCGAUGGUUUUUCCAUCCGGUCAUUGUUCAUCGCUCCGAAAGGUAGGAUUCUGUUGUCGUCUGAUUAUCGACAGUUGGAAAUGAGAAUGUUGGCACAUCUCUCAGCUGAUUCUCAACUCAUAUCUUUGUUUUUGGCUGAAGGAGAUUUUUUCGAAAUUAUUACUAAUAAAUGGAAUACCAACGAAACGUUGCCUGUUAAAGUAGAUCGGAAUAAAGUAAAGCAGCUUUGUUACGGUAUUAUCUAUGGCAUGGGUUCUCUAUCACUGAGUAAGGAAUUGGGCAUACAAAAACAACAUGCACAACAAAUGAUCAUAUCUUUUUUCCAGCAGUUUCCAAAAGUGCGAACAUGGAUGGAUAAAAUAUUAGCAGUAUGCCGAGCAGACGGAUUUGUGAGUACCCUGUUAGGUCGUCGACGAUUUUUACCCCAAAUAAACAGUAUGCUACAAACAGAAUCAGCUCAAGCUGAACGGCAAGCUAUCAAUACUUGUAUACAGGGUUCGGUAGCUGAACUGUUCAAAAUGGCGCUGUUGAAUUUACAGAAGAAUUUACUAGGUACUAAUUCAUCAAUUGUUAUGCAAAUGCACGAUGAAGUGUUGGUAGAAACAGAUGAAAGUUCGGUAGCUUCAGUUGUUGAAAUUAUUAAACAUUCAAUGACAUCAGUUAUGCCAAAUUUACGAGUUCCAUUGGCAGUUAAAAUUUCAUCCGGAAAAAAUUGGGGGGAACUUCGGGAAGGUGUUGAAAUUGGGAGUGGUUGA